GCAGCACAGAAAGAAGAGAGCUGUGUUGUUAGUAGUUAUCUUACUUCUCUCUGUCUUAUCUCACUGUUACUUUUGUUCGUGUGUGUGUUGACCAGUUUUAUAACUGAUAUAAUUCCAGCUUACCCGCCAACUUAAACCAAACUUCGAUAAACUCAAGAUAAGAUAAGAGGACGCUAUAUGAAGUGUCUGUUACUUGGAGAUAAGGGAUGCGGGAAGAACAGUCUAGCUCUUACUUUUCUGCUGGGAAGAUGCCCUGAUAUAAUACCUUCCAACUCCUUCAACAGUUACACUAAGUGUUUUGACGGAGUCAUAGUGGAGGUACAGGUAUCAUGUAGAAUAAACCCAAACAACGCUGCUCAGUGCUCUCAGAACUUCAGCGAGCUGGAUGCAAUUCUCCUAUGCUUCGCCGUGAACGAUCCUUGCACAUUCGACAGUGUGCAACAGUACUGGUUCCACGUGGUGCGCGAGCACGCCGCGCACGCACAGUUCUUCUUGGUGGGGUUAAAGAGCGACACACUGCCCUACGUGGAAUUGUCUCCUAGCACCAUACUGAGGACUCCUAGUGUGCUGCUGAGGACUCCUACAAUGACUUCUAUAAAGAAUGCUAUCAAUGGGACAUUGGCUCGAACCCCAGUUGCUCCACCCACUGAUCUCAACCCGACCCCUGAGGCUGAUAACAGAUCUUGCAACGAGCUCAGCAUCCACGGAGACACCUCCACACGCCCUGACACCUCCGCCCGCCCCGGAACAUCAGUACGCGCGGACACGCCGUAUCCACGUGGAGAUAACGUUAUCACCCACGAGCUGGGACACAAUCUGGCUCAGCAGCUGGGCUGUGUGGAGUAUAUUGAGUGUACUGUUAAAGAGGAGUAUGAUGGUCCUUAUCAUGUUGAGAGUUUAUUCACCAAGGUCGUUAAUAAGACACGUAAAGCGGACUAUGAUAAGAUUAACAAGGUUGAGAGUCAAAUUUGUGUGAUUUUGUAAUUUAUCAUUUGAUCUUAGUUGAAAAGGGAAAAAAUUAGUUGGUAGCUUGAUUUUGACUGAGUUCUUACAAAAUUAUUCGCACUGAAUGUGUUCAGUAUUGUUAUUUUGAAAUGAUGUGGAAAAGGCGUUUACUGUUAAAUCUAAAUCAAUAGUUUUGUAAAAUAUCUGACAAUUGACAAGUUUCGGUCAUGC
Messenger RNA from Bolinopsis microptera, 1176 nucleotides. RefSeq lists its product as uncharacterized. Gene Ontology annotation, molecular function: GTP binding; GTPase activity. The record is from RefSeq and is a predicted model, not a curated record. Lineage: Eukaryota; Metazoa; Ctenophora; Tentaculata; Lobata; Bolinopsidae. Gene Ontology annotation, biological process: small GTPase-mediated signal transduction. The transcript is spliced from 4 exons. The coding region runs from base 178 to 984 and encodes 268 amino acids.